This is a messenger RNA of Neltuma alba, 2411 nucleotides long. RefSeq names its product la-related protein 1C. Gene Ontology annotation, molecular function: RNA binding. Bases 308 to 1975 code for a protein of 555 amino acids. The record is from RefSeq and is a predicted model, not a curated record. NCBI's taxonomy places the organism in Eukaryota, Viridiplantae, Streptophyta, Magnoliopsida, Fabales, Fabaceae. The transcript has 6 exons.
GCCUGCGUGCUGUUUUGGUGCCAAUAUACAAGAGAGGGAGAGAGAGAGAGGGCGAGGGGGAGAUCGCUGGUCUUGGGGUCUGAGUAGAGGGGGCUAUUUAGCCGAGCAAAGAUCCGUCCUCACCAUCACCUUAGUCGUCAAUAUCACGGACACAAACCCUAACUUUUAUUCUUUUAUUCUUUUUUGUCUUGAUUUCUUUCCAACGACCUUAUCGAUUCAUUAAUUUCGUUAUUUUAUUAGAUUGACGCUGGUUAUGUACUGAUCAAUCUCUGCGCAGUUCUACAAAACCUGAAAACCCUAAUUGGAAAUGGUUACCGCACCUGAUUCUUCUUCUAACCAUCACUCGCCGACUAUUGCCGGGAAUACCAAUAGCCCUACGUUCCCGCGAAAAAACUUGCCCUCCCCCUGGGCUCAAGUCGUUAGGGGUGGUGAGUCCGAAUCACUCUCCGGAACUCAACAAUCGCCGCCGUCAUCCUCAUCAGCUUUUUCCUCCUCUUCCUCUUUGUCCUCCCUCACUUCCUCUGUGUUCGAUCAUCCAUCACAGUCUGAUUCCGUUCCAAAGGCGGCUCCGGCUUGUCCGCCGCUGGAUAACUCUAAUACGGCUGCCGCAGAUGACUGUGAUGCUAAUAACGGUAAUGCAGGUCGUUCUAAGAAGACUGCCUGGAACAAGCUUGCAAACGGCGAUGUUGAGGUUAGCCCUGUAAUGGGUGCUGUCUCCUGGCCGGCACUGUCUGAAUCCACCAAGGCUUCGGCUAAAUUGUCAGCUGAAUCGUCUUCCAAGGCUUCUACCGAUGGAUCGCUCCCCAGCUCUCAGGCGCCUGUUACUUCGCACACCCCUCACAAACAAGCUGCUAGUAAUGCAAAACCUAAUUUUGCAACAAACCAUGGCACAUAUAAUAAACAAAGAUCGAUGAAGCGUGGAGGUGGCAGUAACAUUGGAGCUGGUCCUGCGCAAAAUAGCUUCUCCAAUCCCCCCCAGCCCCCACCGCCACCACCUUUUCCUGUAUAUCAGAUGCCUCCAAGUGGCUAUAAUACUAUGGUACCAGGAGUUCCCGAUCCUUCAUCAAGAGAGCUUCUUUACAAGAAGAAUAGCUGGGAUCCAAGGCCCUCAGUUGGGGGUUUUAUGCCUGUUGUGAAUGAUCGUCGGAAUUCCCCUCGCAGGGGCAAUUUUGUGCCCCAUCCACGUGCUGAUGGUUCUUAUCAUAAUAACUAUGGGGGUAGACGUGAUCAGGAUCGUGGAAAUUAUGGAAAUAGUGGGGAUGUUCAUGUAAAUCAACAGAGAAUGCCUCCUAGGGGAUUGGCGAGGCCCUUGCCACCUAAUACUGCUGCAUUUGUGGCUCCUCAGCCCCUAGCACCCUUUGCAAACCCUGUGGGUUUUCCUGAGUACUAUUAUUUCCCAACACUACCACUGGAACCCUUCAGGGGUAUGCCAUUCGUCACUCAUGGCCCUCCUCCCGCAAUGUUCUUUCCCGUUGCAGAAUCACCCCUAGCCAAUACGAUAGUGAAUCAAAUUGAUUAUUACUUCAGGUUAUGUACCAAACAAAAAUAUCAUUGUUAUUUCAGUGAUGCUAAUCUUGUUAAAGAUGAGUAUUUAAGGUCCAACAUGGAUGAGCAGGGUUGGGUUUCAAUUAGUUUGAUAGCAAGCUUUCCUCGAGUUAAAAGUCUGACAAGCAAUAUUCAAUUGAUAUUGGAUUCAUUAAGAACAUCUACUCUUGUGGAAGUACAGGCUGACAAGGUGAGGAGGCGUAAUCAAUGGAAGAAAUGGUUGCCAUCGUCUCAGCUACGGGUCGAUUCUGCUUUGGCAUCUUCUGGUGGAUCAAAUCACAAUAAUCUGGUUGCUGAUUUUCAGAAGAUCGCCAUUGAAGAAUCAACCACUAAUAAAGUUAAUUCAAGCCCCACCUCAGAUAGAUCUGCAAUAAGGACUUCUAGUCAGUCCCAACUCUGGAAUAGUGAUGCAAUUGACAAUGCCGAUUGAAACUAGACAUAAUCAAUCUAUCUCGCCCCAAUAUUGUUAGCCUGGAUCUAGUAUCCAGCCUUGGGCAAUACCACGUUUUUUGCUUUGAGGUUGAUUGAAAGUAAGGCUAUUCUGGAAUAUGAUCCCUUCUUUAGUUGCUGAGCUCGAUUUUGGUAGUAAUUUAUAUAUCAAGUAGGGGAAAUAAAGAUUCAUUGGUUACUACUACGAUCUAAAGAUAAAGUUGAUAAGACUGAAGGAAUUUACAAUUCUGAUUGAGGCGGAUUUUACGAGGUUAUUGAUUUGUACAGCUUAUGCUUUAGUCUUGACCUUUUUUAUCUUGAAAUUUUCUGGUGUGUUACAAUAUGAUGUGUGGUUGAAGCCAAGCUGUUGACAUUUUGAUACUAAAAAGGGGAAAAUGAAAUUAAAAAAAGAAAAAAAGAGAAAUUUAUUGUCGUUU